GAGAGCAGUUUACCCAGAGCACACCGGGAAACGGGCAGAGGAACAUGGCGCAGGGUCGGUGAGGAGGACGCUGAACAAUUGAGGAUUAUAUUCCGUGGAUAUUUCGGAGAUCAUGCUGAAAUCCUAAAAUGAGAAUGUGAAAUGGUUUCACUUCCGAAAUCUUGGAUAUCUACCACUGCCCCUUUGAUGAAUAAUAGGAAAACGCCUCUCAGGAAUACCUGCAAUUGCAUUCAUAAACAUUUUUUUAGGACUUACAACCCCUGAGCAUUGUUUUUUAAUCACAUCUAAAUAUUACAUGGGAAAAUGGCUGAGAGAAAUAAAAUGAUUAUAGAGGUCCCACAAGGAGUUGAUAGACUUCGAGUGGAGCAUAAAAAGGUGGUGCAAGGCUGCGAAGGUCAGAUCCAGCACUGGGCGAAGGUAAAGGGUGACUAUGAAACCCUCGAGGAUCGACUCAAAACUCUUCCAGAUCAGGUGUCCUAUGACAUCAUGGUGCCAUUUGGCCCUCUGGCCUUCAUGCCUGGGAAGCUGGUCCAUACCAAUGAGAUCACCGUGCUGCUGGGGGACAACUGGUUUGCAAAGUGCUCUACCAAGCAGGCCCAGAAGCUCGUGGAGCACAGGAAGAAACAUGUAAAUAGUGCGCUGGAUGACUUGCACAAGACGAGGAAGGACUUUGAAGCCAGAGUUGGGUUUACAGAGGAUCUAGAAAAACUCUCAGGCGCUAAAGGGGACUAUGUGGACAUCAGAGAAGAGGUUGGAAGUAUUGAAGAAAUGGUCAGCAAAGGAAAGCUGCGUGUGGCUCUUAAGCCCCACUCUAAGCCUAAGAUGGAGGCUGUUGUGAAGAUAGAGGAGGAAGAGGAGGAUGAGGACGAAGAGGGCAGUGGAGAGGGAGAUGGAGGGAGCAGGAGAAGAGUGCUGUCCGAGGAGGAGCUAUGGGCCAGACUGGAUGAGCUGGAAGCGCAGGAGGAGCAGGAAGAGGAUCAACACCGACGGUUUGACAGUGCAGACACCAAUGGCAACGAUGACACAACAUCCUCUGAGGAAGAGAAGGAGGGAGAUAGCGGCAGCCAUCACCGUGUCAAUGGACAUGAUGAGAGGAGCAAAGGCAGGGCGUUUGUGCCUUACAACGGCAGCCAACUCAACAGUACAGCUCAGUCAACCAGGGAGGGGGAGGAGGAGGAAGAUGAAGCAGAGGAGGAGGAAGUUGACUGUUUGCCUACCAUCUAUUUCUCUCAUACGGUGGAACCUAAGAAGGUGAGGAUAAACACAGGGAAGAACACCAUGUUGAAGUUCAGUGAGCUGAAAGAACAGAAGCAGCAAGCCAAGAGGAAAAAGAAGAACGGCACCAGUAACGGUCACUCUCACCACGGGCUCCACAACAUCACUACGCCCACAGACCUCUACAGGUUGUUUGUGGAUGUGAAGAACGGCGAGCCCAUCCCCAGGAAGUCAAUCCUGAAGUCCCGGAGCAGAGAGAGCAGUGUGUGUAGUGACACCAGCGAGAGCAGCGCUGCCGACUUCGAGGAGCGGCGGACGUUUGGACGCACUCUGAGCCAUGACGAGAACACAUACAGCGACACCAGUGACGGCAUCACGGAGGAGGACAGCCCCACCGGGGUCCUCCUACAUCCCACCAGCAGCUUUCAGGCCUUUUCAGGCACGGUGGUUGAGAAGGAGCCCAUUCCCUUGUCGAUCCCCCAAUUCACCAUUGCUCUGCCAGUGCUGCCCACCAUCCCAGAGAGGAAACUGGAGGAGGUGGCCCCCGAGGUCCCCCAAGAGGCCCCAAAGAGGGUGUCCAAGUUCAAAACUGCCCGGCUGAAGCAGAAGUGACCCAGAAGAGCCAGUCUCCAGGAUCCACACUACGGGCUCCUUUUUUAACAUUGAUUUUCUAUGCCAACACUUUUUGGAGUUGGACAGACCGUGAACCCACCCUAUGAUCUGCCAUCCCUCUUAUUUUUUGGCAUCACUCUUCAAGCCUCUCUUCUUCUCUUUCAUAAUACUUUUCCUGUUAGUACACAUUGCAAUAUAAACAAUUUGCCUAACUUUGUUUCUCAACAAAGCAUAACUUUGUUGAGAAAGCAACCCAACACACUCACUCUUAACCAUUUACCUGCCUUGUAUAAUGGAACAUCAAGCUUUUUAGCAAAUAGCCCCAUUAUUUAUGAAUUAGUACUUCACCGCAAUAUGUUUUUAAGUAAAGAGGUAGUUUAUUUAGAGCCCUCAUCCUCCAACAUUAUGGCCCUACAUUAGUCAACACUGCCUAGGUGCGCAUUUUAUGGUGGUUGAUCUUGUCAGUGUCUUGACUAUACUCUGACAAAGCCAGUAGUUUACAACUCUAUUCAUUGUUUGAUCCAUGAUUUUGCCUGCUAUGCUAAGAUGACAUACUCUGCAUCAUUCAAUUUAUUUUUGCCUUUUCCUUUCUUAAUUAUUCUAUAACAGGGUCAGAUGUCAACUUCCCUUUAUUUCCUCAAAUCCCCUUGUACCUACCUAUUGAAUGUAUGUCCACCUCUGUGACCAGCUUUAUGUCAAAAAAAAUAUUGUUGUAAACUGGAAUUAAAAUAAAAGAUUUUUGGACAAAG
Oncorhynchus tshawytscha (Chinook salmon) is the source of this 2576-nucleotide messenger RNA. RefSeq names its product unconventional prefoldin RPB5 interactor 1. The record is from RefSeq and is a predicted model, not a curated record. Gene Ontology annotation, molecular function: phosphatase inhibitor activity; chromatin binding; transcription corepressor activity. The coding region runs from base 304 to 1827 and encodes 507 amino acids. NCBI's taxonomy places the organism in Eukaryota, Metazoa, Chordata, Actinopteri, Salmoniformes, Salmonidae. Gene Ontology annotation, biological process: negative regulation of phosphatase activity; negative regulation of transcription by RNA polymerase II. The transcript is spliced from 10 exons.